GUACCCUGGAAUUUUUGCUCACCCAUAAUUUUCAGUCCUUAAGCAGUUGAGCAUAAUUCUACACUCCAUCUGUUCUUCUGCUGAAGUUGAAUGCAUAGUCAGACCAAAAGGGUGUUAAUGGUGUGCAUUUGCGCACCCACUAACCCCUGAAUUUCAAUCCAAUUCCAUUUUCAAAAUCAAUAAAGUCAUGAUCAUAUCUCACCCCCUAAUCCUACUUUCUCCCCAAAAUCUUCACACCCACUUUAAACCAACUGUUUUCCUACCUUCAACCUUUAAACCAUGGAAAUUGAGGCCCCACAAAAUUCAGUGUUCAACAGCAGUUAACAAUGACGGAGAAGCUUUUGAUUGGAAAAAAUGGGUGCCUAAAAGAAUUGAUUUUGGGCCUGAUAAAGUUCUUCAAUCAAUUGCUGGUGCAACCUCAAGUCCAAUUUGUCAGUUCAUUACUUCUCCUACAACUUUCUUGCAUUGUGUUGACUCUAGAAUUAAAUUGGUGUGGCUUAUAGUGUUAGUUUUCUUGCCAGCUCGCUCCCAUAUUUACAUGCGCUUUGGGAUUGUUCUUUCUCUUGCUCUUCUGUCCACUUGGAUACUCCCAACAGAUGUGUGGAAGGAUCAAUUGGGCAGAGUGACAUUGCUGUCCAUAAUUUUAUUUAUAGUGCUGGGACUGACUGCUGAUAGUGUUCUUCCCAGUGUCACUCAGAGGACUCCAAUGCCAUCUUUAACUGGACUUCCAAGUAUCCCUUCAUCAUUUAAAAACUAUACAUAUGUGCUUUUUAAGUUUGGACCUUUACAGAUGACAAGGAAAGGACUCUCGGUUGCAAGUACAUCUGCAUGCCUUACGUUCACUAUAUUACAAAGUGCUAGCCUCUGUUUGUCGACAACUCCCCCGGAGCAACUUGCAUCAGCGUUACGGUGGUUCCUUCUCCCUUUAGCUCAUAUUGGUGUUCCAGUGGAUGAAAUUGUUCUUACUUUGAUGCUUUCGUUAAGGUUCAUAAAUCUUAUUUUUGAUGAGGUCCGGAAUGUUGCUCUUGGAAUUCUCUCUCGUAGAAUUGAUUGGCAGGAUUUGACACUCCUGGAGAAAGUUGAUGUCUUCGUGAUGUAUAUCAGGCGGAUCUUUAAGAAUAUUUUUAGCCAUGCAGAGCAAAUAUCACAGGCCAUGAUUGUUCGAGGUUUUCGAGGUGAUAGCAAUCGUCACAAGAUACACUUCGAAAACUCAUCUUUUAUGAUGCCUAAUCUCAUCUCGUUAUUGGCUCUCUGUGGUGUUAUUGGUGCUACGAAGCUGUCAGGGUCCUUAUUGGUCUGAUGACCAGCAGCCUUAUUUAUUUUGGAAAUGCUAUUAUCAUCAGCAGACAACGUUCAGCACUCCUAGUUUCACCCAUAUAAACAGGCAAACCAGCUUUGUCUCCUGGAGUUUCUGGAUGAUGCUUUUGUUCUGUCAUCAGACUUGGAAAGGCUAACAAUUUACUGAGAUAAUUGAAGGAGUCAUCCUUGAAGAGCCAUCCUUGAGAUUCCGUGACAACAACAACUCCAACUACGAAAAUUCGAAGAAUUUCAAACUAACUGUAUUCUAACACAGAUUUGCUUCAGAGGCCUCUACCAGCCAUUUCUAGAAUUGGACUUAAAAUGUGCAGGAGUUUGUUUUGGUUAGUCUCACUGUCUAAGGCUCUUCGUCUUCCAUUUAAAUUAUUUGGCUGUCCAUCAAAGUCCAAAGCUAAGCAUGCAAGUGCAAAUGCAAAGUUUUAGCAUCGCCUCAUUUUUCAGCAUUAACAUACUUGUAAUGUCAAUUACUACUUUGAAGUUCAAUUAGCGCAUCAUUAUUGAUUUGUGCAUUUUUCAUUCA
Molecule: messenger RNA, 1837 nt
Organism: Chenopodium quinoa (quinoa)
Lineage: Eukaryota; Viridiplantae; Streptophyta; Magnoliopsida; Caryophyllales; Amaranthaceae
Product: protein ABCI12, chloroplastic-like
Exons: 7
Coding region: 188-1300 (370 amino acids)
Cellular component (GO): chloroplast
Source: RefSeq, a predicted model, not a curated record